ACGCCACACCACUCAGUAUGGUGCUGCACACUGGGAUUUAACUACUGUAGGCAAAUACAGAAGAGGGAGAACAGAGAGGCCUGUGUGUGUGUGUGUGUGUGUGUGUGUGCGUGUAUGUUUGUGCACAUGUGUGCAUCAGACUGCUCAACAGCAUCAUGGACACAGAAUAUUCUAAGAGAGUGUACCAAGGCGUUCGAGUCAAGCAUACAGUCAAAGACCUGCUGGCAGAGAAGCGAUCCAGACAGACCAGUGGGCCCAGAUACAGUGGAGGAUCCACCUCUCCACCUUCAUUUGUCCAGAUGCCAGGGUCUCACAUGCUGCCCAGCUACUACGGUAUGAGGCGUCCCUUCAUCUCCGACUCAGACUUCUGCCCAUCCACCAAGCAGUUCUCCCCUGACGUCUACUCCUCCACCCUCGGGGGUAAACCUCUGGGCUGCGAGCCCUCCACAAUGACCAGCUACUCCUCCCUCAUUGACAGCUACUACCCAGAGGCCUUUGGUGAUUACCGCAGCGCUGCCACCUUCAGCGGCUCUGGAGGAUCCUUCCUGCCUUCGUCGGCCCUCUCAUCCCUGCUGCCUCCCUUCAGUGGAGAGUCCUCACAUCUGUUUCUGAGAGACUCAUGGGAGCAGUCGGUUCCAGAGCCAGUAUCCCAGGUGGAGGCUCUCUGUCCGGACAGCCUGGCCCCUGUCAGCGUCCCGCCCUCCAUGCCCAGCCCAGAGCCCCCGAGUAGCCCCUCCCAGUACCGGUCCACCAGCCGAGGCUCCUCCAUGGGCUCUGUCUCCAACAGCCAACCCUACACCCUGCAUUCCCUGGAGGACGCCCACUACCACCCUUUAACCACCACCAGCUCCUACCCCAUCCCCUCCUCCUCCUUCCCCUGUCCUCCCUACAUGAGCAGCUCUGCCAGCGACCUGGUGUCCAAGAUGGUGACAGAAGAGGCCGACGGCCACGGCAGCCUCCCACCCAAUGGUGAGGCUCAAGUCUCCUGGGCAAAAGAGGAUGGGGUGAGCUCCUGGUCGCCCUACGAGAUCAGGAGGGCGUACUGACUGGAUGAGGGGCCAGAGGUUCAGAAUUUAAAUGAAGAUGGACAGUAAACUCAACAAGCACAUGACAGUACAGACAAGAUUUUGGGAGAUGGUUUGUUGAUAGGACAAUAUCAGUGAAUUUCCAAAGCAUCCAGGUUCCCAUAUUAUAGCCUGAUGUGAUGAGAAACUCACUUACUUAUUUGUAAAAAAAAAAAAAAAAGAAAAAAGAAAAGAAGAAAAAGGUGCGUCCUUUUUUUGUUCGAUUCAUAUGAAAACGCGUGGAAGUAUGAACUUGAUCAGAAAAACAGGUUGUUUUUUAGUGAUGUAGUAAAGUUACUAAAAUAGGACAGUGGCUUUCAUGGUGUACGAUAUGAGGAUUUGUGGUUGGUGUAAAAAACAUACAUGGUUCUGGUACCACAGGGGGUACUUCGGUGGUGUAUAUGGGUGAUUUGGCAAAAUACAGACAUGUAUACAGUACAUAUGUCCACAUAUUUGAAACUAGGAUUUCAGAUUGGUGUGAGUCUGAUCUUUACUGUUGAAAUAACCAGUAAACUAUCAGCUACAACAGGCCAAAUGCACAAGACACCAGCCUGAGUCCUCUGAAACAUUUAGACACCUCAUACUGAACUUGAGAAUUUGUGAAAACUUGUUAGCAAGUGUGAGUUUAUAUGAUUUAAGUGGAAAAAAAAGAUUAAGUAAAACAUUAAAACUAUGAACAACCUGAAGCAUGGACCAGAUAAUUCUUCAGCUGGAUCCAAGGCUGGUAACACUUUAAAUUUUCCUCUGGUUAGCAGUCAUAAAACAUGUUAUAAACAGUUAAUACGUGCUUUGUAACACACUGUUACACAGCUUGUAACUUUGAAUCAAAGAUCUUCAACCUCAAAGUCCUUUGGUACAAAUAUGUUUGAUGAAGUGAGUCAGCAUUAGUCAUUAUAGAUAAAUGUAUCUAUCACAUUAGUGAGGUCCUGAUUUGUGUUUAUUAUCAUUUAAAAAAAUAAUUUAAAUAAAAGUCAAAAUAGGAUAUACUUAUUAUCACUUACUACAAAUUUAUUGUGUGUAAUAAAGCCUUAAGUGACAAUUGAAAAAUGUUUACAACAAAUUUCCAAUUAUAUUUACACACUGACAAUAGAUUUUUUAUUAUACAAUGUUUUUUUAAAUAUUGCUGUAACAACUGAAGACAUAUUAUCAAAACUAGAUUUACUGAUGCUUUAUACAUCAGUGAUGAAUGCUUCACAGUUGAUAACCAAGACACUGAUAAACAUAUAAAUAUGUUUAAAACUACUCUAUAGUGUCUUACAGUGCAGCACACUAUUUCAAAAUUGUUUGCAUGUACUGUUUAUAAAUGUUAAAAAUGGGGAUAAGGUAAAGUGGUGCGCAUAAUCCUUCUU
This is a messenger RNA of Toxotes jaculatrix (banded archerfish), 2413 nucleotides long. RefSeq lists its product as uncharacterized. The transcript has 5 exons. The coding region runs from base 156 to 1046 and encodes 296 amino acids. Lineage: Eukaryota; Metazoa; Chordata; Actinopteri; Toxotidae. Gene Ontology annotation, molecular function: DNA binding; POU domain binding. The record is from RefSeq and is a predicted model, not a curated record.